AUGUCUUAAUCCUCAAGUGCUUCUUAUAAGUCUUUUGAUGCAAGAGGCAACUUUUCAGAAUUAGACUAAUCACCUACUCAACAUAAGUUUCAGACAAAUGUUCUCUCUCCUAGUGAUACCUAAAGAACUAAAAACGAAAUAGCAUCUUCAAAAAAUAGUAAAUCAAUUAGAGUGACUUCUUAGCAAUUCUCUUAAAGUACAAAUAACAAUAUAAACAGUAACCCAGUGUUUUAAAGAUUUGCAACAACAAACCUUGACCAAAACCAAGUAAGUACUUACUUCUUGGAGGAAGACAAAAAACAUAAUUUGUAAACUGGAAACAGACACAGCGAUGAUAGAGGCAGUGUCAAAUCAGUAACCUAUGAAAUAAAUAGAAGAGUAAGAGCUGAAAGAUGUAUUGCUUUCAACAUCUUGCUCUAGAUUCUGAUUAUAAUUGGAGUGUCUCUUUCAAUAUUUUACCUAAAUUGGAUGCAUUAAAAUGACAAGAAUUGUGUCAAACCACUGGAAGCUGUGAACUCUCUUGCAGAUGUCAAACUAAGAAUUUUAGGAUUAGAUCUCACAAAUCUUAGAUGUGAUAAUUCAGAUUAUAGUAUGGAUCUUUUUGAGUUGAGUGCUGAGACUUAGUUGUGUGGAAAUAUCAAUGGAGAUGACUUUGAAAAUUAUCCAAAAAUAUGCUAUUCUUUGACGACUUAUCUAGUAUCAUCAUAUAUACUGCCUUUGAAAAGCUGCUGGAUAUUUUACAUAUCAAUGUUUGGAGUAUGGACUCUAAUUAAUGUAUUAUCGCUAAAAUAUAUCGCAGAAGGAUACUGGAUUUUCUUGGCUUGCACUGUCAUAUCUUUGAUAUCAAGAUACCACUUUAGGAUAUUUCACUAUGAACUCAAAAAGAUAAGAAGCUUUAUACUUUACUAUGAUGAAAAUGACAAUGAUUAGGAUGAAAGUAAUGACCAGUAAACUGGUAUAGCCUCUUAGGAAGAUUGA
Molecule: messenger RNA, 978 nt
Organism: Stylonychia lemnae
Lineage: Eukaryota; Ciliophora; Spirotrichea; Sporadotrichida; Oxytrichidae
Source: the annotation of a GenBank genome assembly